Durotheca rogersii is the source of this 549-nucleotide messenger RNA. RefSeq lists its product as uncharacterized. The coding region runs from base 131 to 466 and encodes 111 amino acids. The record is from RefSeq and is a predicted model, not a curated record. The transcript has a single exon. NCBI's taxonomy places the organism in Eukaryota, Fungi, Ascomycota, Sordariomycetes, Xylariales, Xylariaceae.
CUGCCUGGGUGCAUGGGGGAGAUCGGUUGCUCAAACUUCCCAUGGAUAAAAGGAAGACGGGAAUAGUAACGAGGUAAGUCAAGAACGACAAAUAUAACGACAGGAUCAACAAGAUCAACAUCCCGAUCCGAUGGGGGGUGUGCAUGUUUGGGGGUUACAUACGUUUGGAGCUGCAACGCCUCUCUUGUGCGUUCUUGUGACGAGGCACGGAAGAACUCUUCCCAGUUUUCUCGUUUUCUCAACUACUGCCAUCCGUCCAUCCGCUUCAAUGCAAUAUCCCUCGUCUCAGUUCCGUGGUUUCUCCUUGUCUCUCUCUCUCUCUCUCUCUCUUUUCUUUUUUCUCAUUUACAGUCCUGUCAUCAAAGGAGGUUACAGGUUCUUUAAUAAGAGAAUUAUAUAUGCAAAUACACGGCGCUGCGUAUGCAAUUCGUCGAGCGACGUCCGUGUCCCUUGCAUGCAUGCAUGAUAAAAAGACGUCGUAGGUCAGAUAGGACUUUGCCCGACUCCCGAUGCCGGGGGUCGGCCUCCAACCGCUCAAGCGCAUAAUUU